AUGUCUUCAUUGACAAAUAACGAAUGUUUUAUAUGUAAAAAUGAACUAAGAAAUACAGAUGUUGUGGUAAUCACAGACUGUAAUCAUACAUUUCAUCGUAAUUGUGCUCAAGAAUGUCUUGAUACAAGAAAAAAAUCCGAUUGUCCUGUAUGUAAUCAAGAAUCGGCUGUUGUCAAUGCACUUUCUCGAGAUAUGACGACGAAAAUUACAAAAUCUAUGAAAGAAAUUUAUAAUCCAUUGGAAAAUACAAAGAACGAAGAUGAUUUUAUUGUUGUGUCGAAUUCUGAAAAUCCGAUUGGUACAAAUAAAAAUGAUUGUGGAUGUGAAGGAUGUUCGACUAGUAAUGAAAAACCAAUAAAACGAUGUCAAAAUUGUGGAAGAUUACGACAUAGUCUCCCUUCAAUAUUUGAUGAAAAAGUAGAUAGCAAAGAAAGCACAAUCAAUGAAAUAUUACCAUCAAAACGAUUUGAUUUAGUUUUCUCAACAAAAACCAUAUCUACUUCUAAUAUAACCAAGACAAUGGCAAAACAAGAUUUGGAAUCAUUGAUAGAACAUGAUGAACAAAAAUCUAUUGAUAUGAAAUUCUCAUAUGAUCAAACAAAAUCAUUCAUAGAAUCUGACAUAAUUGUUUAUAUUACGGAUUUACCAUUAAAUAUCGAUGAUGAUAUUCGUCUAGCAAAUUUAAUUCAUAAUCGUGUAGAAAAAUCUCUUCAAAUUACACCAAUCAGUGUUAAAUGUUAUUCAAAAUUAAGUGUUGGUUUUAUGUAUGUUCGGGACAAACAAAUCAAAAAUCAUUUAGUUGAAAAUAUUAAACGAAUAGUAUUAGAUUCAAUAGAAGGUACAUUUAUGAUUUCAUUCCAUGACAAAAUUUCACUUAUUUUAUAUAUUGUUAUUGACAAAACAAAUGAAAAAAAACAUAUAAAUUUACCAACAUCUGAUGAAAUUCUUAAUCAAUGGAUGAAAAUCUAUAAUGGAGAAAAACCUCAAUCAUGUAAUCAAAUAAAUAUUCAAUUUCCUAAUAUUUAUCGUAUUGUUUUAACUUCAUUCAAUGAUUUACAUACUGUUAUAUUUAAUCCAGAUUUCUUAAUUAAUAAUCUAUUUGCUCAUGUUUAUAUUGGUGCAACUUGUAAUUAUUUUGAAGAUUUACCAAAAUCAAUAACUAGAGAAAAAUUAAAAAAAGCUAUUCAAGAUUCAAUAGGAAUGAAAACUAUUUCAUCAUUAUUACUUCAUAUUGAAUUAAAUAAACAAACAAAUAAUGCAUGUAUAAUUGCUUCUGAUAUAGUUCGAAAAUGGACAACAAAAGGUUUUCUCUAUCUUGAUGAUAAACCAAUAUCAAUAAAAGAAAAUUUAACUUAUCAUUUACUUCUUUAUCCAAUAUCUGAAAUCUAUGAUAUUGAUGAAAUUUUAAAUCAAAAAAUAUUUCAUGGACAAGCAAAAUUUAUUGAACAACGUCAAGAUAAACUCAUUCUUGAAAUAUCAAAUGAGAAAAUUUUUGAUAAAUGUUUAAAAUUUGGUCUACUUCGUAUUGGUACUAAAUCAAUAUUAAAAAUAGAAAAUUAUAUAGAAUUUAAAGAUCCUGAAGAAUGUGAAAUUGAUACUGAAAUAUGGUAUGAAAAUGAAAUGAUUCAUUAUAAACCAGAUAUUAUGCAAUUUAUUACUGAUGUUAAUCAUCCAAUUUUUCAUUAUAAAUGGAAUGCAGAUAUAUGGCUUCAACAAUUUCAAAAUAUAAAAUCUCAAAAUUAUAUUAUUAAUAUUAAUUUAAAAAAUCAUUCAAAUCUAUCAUCUGAUCAAAUUCGUCAUUUACUUCAUAUGACUGUUAUGUUAAAUACAAUUGGAAUUAUACGAAAGAAAAAAUAUCUAAUUAAUAAUCAACAAAUUUUAUUAAAUUUAGAUUCAAAAUUAAAAACAAUUGUCUAUAAUCAUGAAUCAUUAUUAGAACAUAAUCAAUCAAUAAAAUUAAUAACAACAACACCUUAUAUUGAAACAAAUGUAAAAGUAAUCAAUGAAGAUUGUGUUAUCGUUUAUGAAAAUUAUUGUAACAUAUAUAAGAAACCACUUCUAUUAAAUAUGGCUAAUGCAACAAAUCCAGGUGGUGGUUAUCGAAAAGGUGAUGAAGCACAAGAAGAAAAUCUUUUUCGACGAUCAGAUUAUUUUCGAAGUCUUGAUAUUGAUCUUGAUUUUAUUCAAGAAGAAAUACCAGAACGAUUUUAUUGUUCACAUGAUGGUAAAAUUUGUUCUCUUAUCGAUAUAACAACAAUGUAUCCAAUGGAUGAAUAUGGAGCUAUUUAUACAUCUGGUUUAACAUUUUUUCGAAAAUCUGAAGAUAAUGGUUAUGAUUAUAUGAUAAAACCAUUAGAAGGUGUUUGUUCAUUAGCUAUAGCUGCAUAUAGAAAUCCAAAAUUAGAUGGCAAUAUGUUAUCACCUAAAUAUGCUGUUGGUAUGAGAAAAAAAAUUGAAAAUCUCUUUUCUAUUGCUUAUCAUCAUAAACAUGAUUGUCUUAUUUUAUCAGCUUUUGGUUGUGGUGCAUUUAAAAAUCCAACUAAUCAUAUUGUUAAAUUAUUUCAUUCAGUUAUUGAACAAUAUGCUGGCUUUUUUCAAACAAUUAUUUUUGCUAUUAUUAAUGAUCAUAAUAAUGGACAAGAACAUAAUCUACAAGGAAAUUUUCAAUUAUUUAAAGAUGAAUUAGAUGGACUUAUUUUUCAACCUAUUUUAUCAUUAAAUUAUCCAAAUACAAUUUUUGGUCCUUAUCGAAUUUCAUUAGAUGGCUCAACUAUACAUGAUGUAACAAUUUUUGAUUUAAAACCUUGUCCUUUCGGUGCAAAAUGUAAUGAAAUAUAUGAUUCGAAACAUACACAAAAAUAUUCUCAUCCACCUUUAUGUAAAGAAUUAUGUAUGAAAGAUGUAUGUAAACAAACAAAUGAUUUAAUUCAUAUGUUAUCAUUUAUUCAUCGAAAUCCAUGUAAAUAUGGUGUUCAAUGUAAAGAUAUUGAUAAUGAAAAACAUUUUCAAGAAUAUGAACAUCCAUUUUAUUGUCCAAAUGCAGAAAAUUGUCAAGAUACAAGUGAAAAUCAUGAAAAAGCAUAUCGACAUUUACCUUUAUGUAAAUAUUUUCAAAAAUGUUCAGAAUAUCGAAAACAUAUAAAAAAUCAUUGUGAAAAAUUUCGUCAUUGUAAUCCUUCUUGUGAAUAUGGAAAUCAUUGUAUUCGUUUUCAUGAUAAACAACAUAUUGAAACUUACAAACAUCCUUUUCCACAACCAUGUCCAUUAACUCCAUAUCAUUGUACAUUGGAUGAACAAUUUACAAUGACGAAUAAUAUCAAUAAUAUUUCAUAUGAAGUUGAUCAACAUUGUCUAGAUUUUGCUCAUGUAUGCCGAUUUGGACGAAAUUGUACUGAUAAAGAUUCUUUACAUUGGGAAAAAUGGAUUCAUGUACUUCGUCCUAUUUGUCCAUUUGGUAAUCAAUGUACAAAACUUGUUCAAGAAGAUCAUUUAAAUUCAUUUACACAUCCUAAUAUUCGUGAUAUUCGUUUUCUUUGUAAAUAUGCUGAUAAAUGUCGUGAUCGUCGAAAUCCAAAACAUUUAUCUAAAUAUCGACAUAUAAUUACAUUUGAAGAUAGUGGUAUUGUUCGUUAUUAUAAUUUAAAUCAAAAUAUUGAUUUUAUUCAAAAUCAAAAAGAUAAUAUAGAACGUAUUACAAAUUAUAUAAGAAAAGAAAAAUGGGAAAUAUUAAAAUCAGAAUUAAAUCUACGUGAAAUCAUCGAUUGGAUACGUACUGUUCAACCUGUUCAUCGAUGUAGACCAGAAAUAUUCGAAUCUAUACUUCUUCAUGGACAUGUUAUGAGUCGAGAUUAUAUGGAAAAUUUAAAAAAGUCACAAUGUGUUAUUGAUUCUAUUCUUCAACAUAGUCGAUUAAGACGAAUUAAAUAUUUAAAAGAGAAAAAAUGUGCAAAAAAUAUUAAAAGUUAUGUAACUGCUUUGGUUUUAGAUGAAUUUGAAAAACAAUUCUCGAAAAAUCAAAGUUUAGAUGAGACUAUAACAAAAGUACCAUCAUCACCAUCAUCACCAUCAUCAUUUUCUGAUAUUGUCAAUAUGGAAACUUACAAAGAAUUAAUUAAGAAUAAAGAAGUCAUUCUAUCAUAUAUUCUUUCUGAAGAUGAUAUAAAAACAAUUAAAACAACAGCUAUUUCAAUAGCUCAAGCUUCUAUUAAACUUCGUUCAAAACCAACUGGCAUUGGUUAUGAACGUGAUAAAGAUUUAGGAACAAAUAAAAAUGUUUUUAGUAUUCUUGGACCACAUAUGGGUGAUUAUGGUGAUGUAUUCAUUGUUUUCAAACGAGAAAUUCUUCAUCAUCCAGAUGCAAAUUUUUCUAUUCAAUCAGCAACAUCUUAUGCUAGUGGAAGAGCUUUUAAAUGGCGUCCAUGGUUAGGUAAUGAUCGAGGUUCUCAAAAUGAUCGAAUUAACUUAUUUCACAAAACAAAAUUACAUGCAUCAAUAACAGGUUAUGAAUAUGCAACUGCUCUUGAAUUAAUUGCAACAAUUAGUCAAGAUUUAAAGAAAAAAUCAAUGAAUAUUGAUUUAGAAACAAUUCUUAAUUGUUGGUUAGCUAGAGAUUCUCAUAAGAAUAUUGAAGGUCAUUUACCUCAACUUAUUCCACUUGAUUAUAUCGAACAUAUUUAUAUACCACAAAAUAUAUUUGAUUCAUUUAAUAAUGAAACUUGUAAAGCAAUUAAAACUAUUUUUGAUGAUCGUAUUUCGAUUAAAUCAUUUCAAUCAUUAGAAAUCUAUCGAAAAUUUGUUAUAAAAGAUUUAAUUGAUAAAUAUGGUCAACGUAAUAUUCAUUCAAUUUCAAGACCUAUUCAAGGUACUGUUAUAACAAUACCAUCAACUGAUUUUAAUGAUCCUUUUGUUUUACCUUUAACAAUAUCUCAAGCAUAUGAACAAUAUAAAAUUAAUCAUUUACAAAUAUCAACUGAUAUGACAGUUUAUAUCUAUUGGCAAGUUAUGAAUGGAGAUAUGAUGUUAACAUUAUCAAAUGAACAAAUUAAUACAGGAGAACAACAACCAAAUCUACGUUGUUUAAUAUGUUAUAUAGCUGAAAAACCUUUAACAAAAGAUAUUCAUUAUUAUGAACAUGUAUCAUAUUUAUAUAAUGGUCGACCAUUUCAACAUGAAAUUGUUAUUAAGGAACAAAAAUAUGUAGCUAAAUCUAGAUCAUUCUAUAUUGGAUGUAAUACAGAUGAUUUUAUGACAUUUUGUCUUGAAAUUCAACGUUCAACUGGAAAAGUUAUUUUAUCUCAUUCAGGUCCAAAUUCAAUUUAUAAUCAUGAAAAAAUUUCUUCGAUAUUUUCUAAAUCAAAUCUUGAUCUUAAUCAAUUAAAUUAUAUUCAUGUUAGUGCUGGAGCUCAUACAGUACCUAUUCGAAAUUUAUUCAUUACUUUCGAGAAACAAUCUGAACUUCUCGAUAGUAUCAAUAGUAAUGUUCAACUUAAUUUACCCGAUCUUCCUCAUGCCAAUCAUAUUGAUAAUAAUAAAACUGUAUUAUCAAGAAUAGAAAUAGUCAAACAAUCUGAUCAAAAUCCAGCAAUGGAAGAAGAAGAUCCUUUAUUUAACGAAUUUCAAAACAUACUCAGAAAUCUUUUGGUUGAAUAUGAAGUUUCAUUGGAUGAAUUGAAUUUUGUUGAAGUUGCUUCUCUACUUUAUAAUCAAAAGAUAGAAGCAUUGGAGCAAAUUAAAGAAUUAUUAGUUGAAAAUGAUUACAUAUCUUUUCACCAGAAAUUUAUUAAUCAUCCGGAUAUUAAGAAUAUCAGGAAAAUUCAAACAUCUAUAACAGAAAAAGUACACGAAGACGAUCUUUUUGCUCAUUUCAAAAAUGAAUUAAAUUUACUUUGGGAAAAAUACAAUGUUGAUGAUGAAUUCGAUUUUAACAGCACAGCACAAAAAUUGUUUGAUGAAGAUAUGAAGUUUUUAGAAAUCGUUCAAGAUUAUUUAUUAGAAGAUGAUUUUUUACAUUUCAAAGAUGAUAUUCUGAAGAAUGAAAGAUUUCAAGAAAUUUGGCAAGCCAAAAAAUUAUCAAAAUCAAAUUCUAUUGAUCAGAAUUAUAAUGAUUUUAAGAAUGAAAUGAUUAAAUUAUUUGAAAUCGAAAGAUUUCCAUUAGAUAAAGUGAAUAUUGAGUCGCUUGUAAAUAAACUCUAUGAAAACAAAGAUAGGAACAUCGCUGAUUUUUUUAAAAAUAUUCUCAAUCCAAAAAAAAUUAAACAAUUCAUAAGAAAAAUUCAAACAAAUGAAAAAUUGAAAACAAUUUGGUCAUCAAAUAUGUUAAUUUUUAUUAAACUAAAAACUAUAUUAGAAAAAUAUAUUGAUUUUACUCAUGAUAAUAAUAACGAUAUAAAUAUGAUCAUUUCAGAAUUAUAUGUAAAUUCUACAAAGGGAAUGAAUUUAAUCGAAGAAAAAUGCACAUCUGAAAAUUUUACAAAAAUGAAAUUCGAUAUGCAUAAUGAUUUAGAAAUAAGAAGUAAAAUAUUUCAUGAAAAAAUUAUAAUUAAUCCAGAAAAUGUUAAUAUGACUAUUGAAUCAACAUUAUCUUCACCAGUAGAAUUAAAAUCAAUCAAUGACACAACUAUCACUCCAAAAGAUUUUUUACCUGAUCCUCUCAAAAGACUUGAUUAA
Rotaria sordida is the source of this 6666-nucleotide messenger RNA. Lineage: Eukaryota; Metazoa; Rotifera; Eurotatoria; Philodinida; Philodinidae. The record is from the annotation of a GenBank genome assembly.